UUGAUGUCUCGCGGUAUGUUGUUUGAAAAAAAAGAGGGAGUUGUCUUGUACUAGCUAGCUACCGUGAGUAGUACAGCUAGCUAGCGAUCUAAAAAUGUAAGUAUUGUUAGCUAAUUGAGACGAAACAUCAGAAUGACACAAAAUGGAUGGAAACGGACGGACUAUGACGAGCGUUUUGAAAUGCUGUACAGCUCCAUCAUCACGCAGAACUCCAGCUGGUCCCAGGCAGCUGUGUCUCUCACCAGGUCGGUCUGUCGAUGGCGGAGCGACAGCGGCCUGAGCUCGUCCUCCUUCCAGGCUCCCGUACUGGAGAGGAGCGGCAGACCCAGCCGAUCGCGAGAAGCCCCGUCUGCCCAUACCCAGUCCACCUCUCUUCAGAAGAGCACCUUUGAGCCCUGGGGCUGGAGCGAGCAAGACCCGGGCAAGUAUGGCCGGGCAAGGAGCGGACCGGAGCUGCAGGGGCAAAGGGGGGGAAGACGGUGGAGGGAGAUGGUCCCAGCGAAUGGCGGUUCUGAGAACAGCAUCGUGAUCAGUGACGAAGGAACAGACUGCGAGAUUCUGGAGGAAGGCGACGGCGGCCGGAUGACGAGCAGCCCCAUCGUGGACGGAGACGCCGGCGUCCACGCGCUUUGGGUCUUGGGGGACGGCGAUGGGUUCCGAGACCGAGAGCACGAGGCCCGGGGUCAAGGCCAUGCGAUUUCUUUACCGAACAAUGAACGGGAGGCUUUGGAGUUUGGGAGAGUUGUAGGAGACCCAGACAACUGCAGUGACUCAUUAUCGACAGCGUCUGGCCCCACUCUUUCUGCUGACUUUGCCCUCCGGUUGCCCUGUCCGGCCUGUGCCAAGCUCUUCAGAAAAAUGAGAAGGCUCAAAGACUGGGAAAAAAUAAUUGACAAUGAUCCUACGUCGUUGUCAUGUGACCAAUGGGUGUUGAAGAAAAUAUGGAGGCCAAGAGCCCUGCCAAACAGAAAAGGCAAGCUGUGGACACAUCUUAGUCAAAUUCGGAUGAGGGCUUUGAGCAGCACAGAGGCCGGAGAAAUACAAAACCCAAAGCCCUCAUGCUCAAGACCUCAUGUGUUUCUGCACAGAAAUCUUUUAUUAUGCAAGAGAAAGGACGCUCUCGCUCGCAGAAAACCUCGGCACGCGAGGGCGAUGGCUGUUCGAGCUGGAGCGCGGGGGGGCAGGAGGCAGAAGAAGCGGAAGUUGUGCGAGACGGAGCUCCAGGAGGAGGGGCAGCUGCACACGCACUGCGCCAGCUCCAGCAGUACCAGCCGCAGGGCUGAGGAGCCUGCGCUGAACAUCAGCGACAGCGAAGACAAGACUGCCGCCUGCAGGAAACUGCAGUUCCACGGGGCAUCCGUGGCCCCAGACCCUAAACGGCAGUACGAAAAGCCAGAAAACCAGAAAACCGCACAGCAGGACGUGGAACCACAUACGGGCUCCACGUCACUUACACCAGCAGCCACGAGGAGUGAGACAUUUAACCCUUCGCCUGUGGGGGGCGCCCUGGACCCCUGUCCCUGGGUGCGGGGUGGGGGCUUUAGGACCAUGCUGGUGGAGCUGGAAGGAAACCGGAGCGUGGUGGUCCGAGAGCUUGACCGUUUAUCCGCGAAUAAACUAAGAUAAUACAUGUAAUUAUUUAACGUUUCGCUGACCAAAAUACAAAGUUUCGCUGGGUUUAAAAAUCUCACAUUACAAUGACAUUUUUUGCUUUCUAUUUUAUUUUAGCGUUUCAAUGUGUUUAAAUGUUCAUUUGUCAGUUACUGGAUUCAGUUUUA
Molecule: messenger RNA, 1778 nt
Organism: Conger conger (European conger)
Lineage: Eukaryota; Metazoa; Chordata; Actinopteri; Anguilliformes; Congridae
Exons: 5
Coding region: 133-1626 (497 amino acids)
Source: RefSeq, a predicted model, not a curated record